This is a messenger RNA of Aspergillus calidoustus, 603 nucleotides long. The record is from the annotation of a GenBank genome assembly. NCBI's taxonomy places the organism in Eukaryota, Fungi, Ascomycota, Eurotiomycetes, Eurotiales, Aspergillaceae.
AUGAAGCAUAUUCGCGGCCUUGUCUCUGCGACACAAGCUCUUCGCCAGAUAUUCCUCGUCCCGCAAACGAUUCCGCGCACCCAGUUUACUUCCUCUGUCCAUACGCACAUACCCUUACAACUACGCCCUUUUCACUCGUCACGGCCCUGUGCCCGUUGGCGUGGGCCUGGGUCCUCCGAUACGCCCAAGAUAGCCAACAAAGCCGAACAACCUAAGGACGAAGCUAUCAAAGCACAUUAUGUCCGAAUCGUAGAGGAGGACGGCCGGCUGGGUCCACCAGAGAUGCUUUCAAGAGUCCUACGCUCGAUUGAGCGGCCAGCGAACUUUGUCCUCCAAGUAUCGCCCGUCUCUCCCACGAACGAGCCGCCUGUUUGCAAAAUCGUCAACCGCGCUGCUCUUCGGGAGAGUGAGCGUGCAUACGCAAAAACAGCUCGUGCUGCCAAGGUCUCUGUGAAACAAAUGGAACUGAAUUGGGCCAUUGAUAACAACGACCUGACUCAUCGCUUAAAGCAAAUAACGAGCUUUCUCGAAAAAGGUUGCAAGGUUGAGAUCAUUCUCUUGAGAAAAAAGGACCAUCAAGGAUGCCGAUGCUGUGCAGAGUAA